GUCAAUUCCAAUGCUUCAUCUUCGGGCUCGUCCAGUUUUACAUUUUCGGUGUAGGAUCUGAACAUGCAACAAGACUUGUAGCUAUGUUAUUUCUAAAAUGUUAAAAAAAGGACUGGAUCGCGAAUCGGAUGAAGAAAAAAAACGAUAUAUCACUUAUAGAGAUCGAGCCGGCAUGUCGGGGUUAUCACCCUUGAGUACUUCGACUCGAGCGAGAUAUCAGGAGAAUCAUGCACACAAAGGGUUUCUAUGGCUACCUAAAGGAAUUUUUAUAUAAUAUGUCAGAAAAGUAUCGUGAUUAUGGGCGUCUAGUUCCAUAGAAGGAGAGACAAAGUAACGUGAGCUCGGAGGGAGGGGCUGAUUGAUACAAUUAGAAAUGUUCAACCAAGGGAGAACUUCAACCACAAGGGGACAAGAACGUCAUAGUCAUCGAAGACGACGAAGACAAGUCCCUCAAGCUAGCCCCAACGCAGCUUCGCUACUUUGCAAGAUAGAGCAAAACACUGUGAAUAUCCUGGCCCUGGAUAACCUCGAAAGAAUUACAAAUAGCCAUAAUGAACACGGCACUCACUCCAGACAACUACAGGAUUUCGGUAACCCUGAUCCAUCUUCAAUAUUUCCCCACGACGAAAAAGGCGAUCAGGCAACCUAUAGUACCUAUUUUCACGAUACCCGAAAUGCACCCUAUGCUUCCUUGAAUCAACAGGAUAUGGAUAGCCAUCAUCAUCCGGAUUCGGGAGACUCCCAACUCUAUCAGAACCAAAUCGAAGAUCACUUAGAAAUGUCUGCAUGUAGCAGUCUAGGACAAUAUGUAGCUCAUCAGGAGCUUGAUCGAAACUUUGCACUUGAAUCGUGGAGAUCCCAAUUGGUUCACGAAGGGCCUCUUCGAGUUAUACCAGAAUUAUCUGGCCAGAGUAAUUUCGACCAUGAGCUAGGGAAUUGGAAUAAUUACGACCAAAUUAGCGACACAGGGGCUACGGGGGGUGAAAUUUCCGAUAGAAUGUUGUGAGUGGAAGGCACGUACUGUAGCUAGGCGAUGGGAAUCAUACCUAAUAGGUAGGUACAUGUAGUUAUUAGGUAGUUACCUAGUAGGUACGAAUGAUAUUUCUUGAAAGUCCUGCUAUGAUAAAAGGGCUGUUCUAUUAUGAAAGUUAGAAUUAUGAUUUUCU
Molecule: messenger RNA, 1166 nt
Organism: Annulohypoxylon maeteangense
Lineage: Eukaryota; Fungi; Ascomycota; Sordariomycetes; Xylariales; Hypoxylaceae
Exons: 2
Coding region: 374-1006 (210 amino acids)
Source: RefSeq, a predicted model, not a curated record